AAUGUGUUGGCCACCCCACUGGCUCUAUCUGCCCCCUAUGAAUUAUUUCUGGGGGCGCCACUGUCCCACGAUUUCUGCCCGCACGAGUCCUUCAGGUAAACUUCUAUCCAAUCAGCAGUCAAGCAUGCAACUUGCGCAGGCGUCACAGGAGAAAGAGAGCGGGUAUUUUUAGAAUAACGCCUUGCGAGACGGUGUCGACAAAGUUUUUAUCAGGAUGUGCUUUUAAAAUCAAGAUUCAGAAAAGUGAGCGACUCGUUGGCGCGUGAUGGGUGUAGAGGGAGGUCUGGGACUCGGAGGAGAGUGACCAAAAAUCGCCUGUUCAGAUGGAGGCAGACGCGAGGUUGGAGUCAAGUUUGUGGGUCGGGAGUAAGAGAUACCUGGCUCUCCUUACAGGCUGGCACUUCAGCUGGACCGAGGCUGACAAGAAGGGUCGUCACAGGAACACAGUUUCAGUACCUGUGGCUGAGGUGAUUGGAGUGCAGGAGGGCCGGGUGGAGAUCCUGCCCCACAAGUCUGUGGAGGACACAGACAAAGUUUUUACUGUUUUCUACGUGAAGCGGAGCAGAGGCUGGGGCACCGAUGGGUUGCUAUGGAGUCUGGGCCGAAUCCAGUUCAGCUGCCCCAGUCGGGUCCUAAAAACCAUGUGGACAGAUGCCCUCACAACUGCUGUCAAAACACACAGUCCUUUGCGACCACAAAGGUUGUUGGUCUUCAUCAACCCGUAUGGAGGAAAGAAAAAGGGAAGAGAGAUCUACCAUUCUCUGGUAGCCCCUCUGUUUGAGCUGGCUGGAAUCAGCUCCCACGUUAUAGUAACAGAACGGGCAAACCAGGCCAGAGAUCACCUCCUCAAGAAGCAUCUAACAGGCUUUGAUGGCGUGGUGUGUGUCGGUGGGGAUGGCAUGUUUAGUGAAAUACUCCACGGUGUGAUUGGGCGGACACAACAAGAGGCAGGUGUUUGUGAGAAUAACCCCGCCGCCACUCUCAAGCCAUGUCCCCUUCACAUCGGCAUCAUCCCUGCAGGCUCUACAGACUGUGUGUGCCAUGCCACAGGAGGAGUGACUGACCCUGUUACUUCAGCCUUGCACAUUAUCAUUGGAGACUCUCAGCCUUUAGACGUGUGCUCAGUUCAUUAUGGCUCUGGUCUGGUACGCUAUUCGGUGUCUCUGGUGGGCUACGGCUUCUACGGAGAUGUACUGGCUGAGAGUGAAAAGCACCGCUGGAUGGGACCGUUAAGAUAUGACUAUUCAGGUGCAUUAGUGUAUCUGAGCAACAGGAGCUACUCAGGCACAGUUCAGUAUCUACCAGCAGACCCACUGCUCUCCAGCCCCAGAGACAAAACGCGCUGCCUCUCAGGGUGUGGUGUGUGCGCCAAAAGCACAGAAAGACUUUUUCCCAAUUCUUCCGAUUCGGGCUCUUUGUACAGCUCCUUCACUGAACAGCUCAGCACCGAAUCAGAAGAUGAGUGGGUGAGUGUGGAGGGCAGGUUCAAGGCCGUGUCUCUCACCUGCAUGUCCAGCUCAUGUGCUAAAAGUCCUCAGGGCCUCUCACCCUCUGCCCACCUGGCAGAUGGAACAGGAGACCUGAUCCUGGUGUGGGACACUCACCCUCUCAGCUUCCUCAGGUUCCUUCACAGGCACACGAGCACUGAGGACCAGUUUGACCUGCCCUUUGUGGAGGUCCAUCGAGUGAAGGGGUUCCGCUUCUGUCACACAGGAACCAGUGAAGAGGAUUCUCUUAAAGAGUGUGAAAGCCAGGGUGAUGGCACUGAUGGAGAAGUGAGAGCAUACUUAGACUCAGGAGGCAGAAAUGGAUCACAGCAGCACCUGGAACAAGUGUCGAGGAACGAGGAGAAAACGCUGACUCCAUUCAUGUGUGGUUUGUGCUGCAAAAAAGUUCCUUAUGCGUCGGUGUGGAACUGCGAUGGAGAACUUCUGCCUUUUACCGACAUCUCUUGCAAGAUUCAUGGCCAGCUGGUGCGACUGUACGCUCGAGGCAUCGAGGACACGGCUGCCAUCAGCUGCAGUUAGAAGAGGAGCGAACGCAAGAGAACAAAAACUAUGAAUUGUCUGAAUUUUGGAUGAUGAGGAGAAAACUUAAGCCUAAUGAAUGAUGGGUAAAUGCAAAUGUGUAUAUAGUUUUCACAGUAAUAGCAGAAAUGACAUUAUUGUUAAAUAUGUCUGUCUCUGUGUGUGAUUGCUCCUCUUCUGUAAAUUUAUGGUGGCAUUUUUCUGCACAAGGCAUUUUUGCUGCAUCUCCCUGGUGUGAUGCUUCUGGUCCAAUUAUUUUUGUUGUUUUUCUUGACUGCUUUCAGAAAGUAAUGUUAUAAUGGAUGACAACAAAAGGUGCAAAAAGGUGGACAUAAUUUUUAUGUUUUUUGUUUAUUUAUUUAGCAGACGCUUUUAUCCAAAGCGACUUACAAUUUAUAGCCUAUAGGGCAUGUUGUGAUCUGUGGGGGAAACCGGAGUACCCGGAGGAAACCCACGCAUGCAUGGGGAGAACACGCAACUCCAUGCAGAAAGGCCGCAGCCGAGUUUCGAACCUGCAACCUUCGUGCUGCGAGGCAACAGUGCUAACAACUGUGCCACCAUGCAGCCCGAUGAUCUUAUGAUCAACUUGAUUUCACUUUUGAACAAACAAAUGCACCAACUCUUCUUUUGUUGUGUUUUAGCAAGACGGUGUAAACCUGAUUAAAACAAAACAAAGUGAUUAAAAAAUGGUCGUUAGUGCUUAUGGUUAUGUUCCAGCACAAGAAUGGAGUCUCAACACUUCUACUGACACCAAAAAUAGAGGAAAAAAAACAAGCCAAGUGUAAGAGUCCCAGUUAUUUGAACACAUGUUUGCUCUCAGUUUUUCCCAUAACUUUCCGAAGUUCCCGGCAGGAUCCUAGUUAUUGCUGUGAAAUCGCAUUUAAGUGUUUUUACUCCAGCAGGUGUCACACCUGGUGAAGAUAGUGUAAGAAAACAACAUUAAACCAAUGCAUCCAGCUAACAAAAUCAGCUACUUUAACUUUGUUUUUAACUUGUGAAUUGUUGGAGAUCAAUAUGUCAUUAGAGAUAAUUUACUGAUUUGAGAAACUCACCUGGAGGAUGACAUUCAAACCUGCAUUAUUUGUGAAGGUUAACCACACAGGUAUUCUCCCGGGCUAACCAGUUCACCAGGCCCUCCCAGUAUAAGCACUAGUAGUUAUGCGGCUCGUGCUUUGCCUCAUUCUGGUUUGGUAAAGACUUUAAAUAGAAAUUCUGAUUACAGAAAACAAACUUUCAAGUGUUCCUCAGAGAAAAAAGAUCAUUUGUAAAGUCUGAAUGAAACUAAAUUUUCCUGCUCUUAUUUUUCCCUUUUCACUAGAAAAUUAAAGGGAAGGUUCAGAUCUGCUGCAUGGCGGUUUCUCAAAAAAUGUAAUGAAAAUAUGAUUUAAUACCUUUUUUAGAUGUCUCUUUGAAUGGCUUCAGUUUGAAGAAACAGACUAAUUCUGGGUGGAUUGACAAGCUAACGGCUAGUCACAGUGGGCCAUGAUCAAAGUGAAGGGUCUUCAAAACAAACCUGACAUCAAGUGUUUUGUGCAAACCGAUUUAGACCGCCUUAAAUUUUACAUUUCACAAUUACUUACAUUAGAAUAAUAUUAUUUUGAAAAAUUUGGAAAUAAGAUCUAAUUGUAGCAGCCUUUACCUUCAGGUCAGUUUCCUAUAUGAACACAACUGUGUAAAGAUUAAAUAAACAGCUGAUAAUUUAUUAGGGUUACUAUUGUUUUACAAGGACAUUGUCUCUAUCAGAACUAAUCUCCGUUUCUUCAAACUAAGGUUGUUCGAAGAGCUACUCCGAGAAACCCACCUCAGCAGAAACAUUCCCUUUCAAAAUUAAUGAUCCCCUAAAAGGUUUUGGAGGGCUGCGGAUAGAAAUUGCGUCAUUAAAACACUUCAGUUCUAGAUUCAUUUUUGUGAAAUCAGUGGUGAAAUGGUGCUCUUUUGUGUUUAUGCUGAAAAAAUCAAUCUGAUACAACAGUGACUGCAGUAAACUUUAUUCAUUGUAAUUUUUCAGACAAAAAUUUCCAUCUGUGUGUGUGUGUGUGUGUGUGUGUGUGUGUGUGUGUGUGUGUGUGUGUGUGUGUGACAUUGAGCAUUAGGCUGUGUGGGGCUGCACCCACUUGUACGUUCCCUCAUAGCGAAAUCCCACCCUUUUCAUUAGAUCAUCAGCUUCACUCGGGCCACGAC
Messenger RNA from Nothobranchius furzeri (turquoise killifish), 4208 nucleotides. Its product is annotated as ceramide kinase family protein. The record is from RefSeq and is a predicted model, not a curated record. Gene Ontology annotation, molecular function: ceramide kinase activity. Lineage: Eukaryota; Metazoa; Chordata; Actinopteri; Cyprinodontiformes; Nothobranchiidae. Gene Ontology annotation, biological process: ceramide metabolic process; phosphorylation.